AUGUUGCGAGAGGCUCUGUCCUCUCUCCUCCUGCUUUGUUUGGUAGGCGGUUGUUGGUUAGCAAGGGUCGCCGUCGGGGCUUUUGUGACGAGUGUGCGGAAUCAAGCCAAGCAAAGCUGGAUACUGCACCCGACAUUCAAUGCUUGUAGCGAAAUCCAGGAGACGGGGAGAAAGGAAACCCCAUUCUCCAUCAAACAAGAAAGGAAACGGCAGACGAAGCAGCCGACGAUUCCCUGUUGCGAUGGUGCCCGGAGUGGCGACAAGAGACGGCAAUCAACCAAGCGAUCUCUCUUGCUUGCGUUUGAGGUUCCGGAGAUUUUGAUUGACCGUCCAACAAAGAGGUGUAAACAGGGAUCAAGAAAAGCCUGGAGAUUUUGGCUUCCGCAAUCGUCAGAUUUGGACAAAGAAGAACUCGAUUUAAUCCCGUUCGCGGGCAUCCCUGCACAGAUUGGUGAACCUGGAAUUAUUCAGAGUAGACGCUGUGAUCAGGAAAUCAAAAGUUUCCCCAUAGGGGGAGGGAUUAGUCCCGGGACACCGAUUGGUGUUGAUUUUGGAUUUCGCCAUUACAAAAACAAAGGCGAUUUCAGUGUUGUUUACAGAACUAGUACAGCUAGUGCAAUUCCCUUUGGGGAUGGGGCAUCCGUGAUUCCUCCAGCACAGACGAAGCAAGUGCCACGCUUUAGGUCCAGAAUUCCCAAAAAACCCGCCGACGAUUCGUGCGGCGGUGCUGAUGGUGCCGAUGAUCGGCGCGGACUGGGAGGCCUGAAAAUUCGCUGGGUGGAUAGAGAGGCCUUGCGGCCCAAAUCCCUAAUCUAG
Messenger RNA from Linum trigynum, 816 nucleotides. Lineage: Eukaryota; Viridiplantae; Streptophyta; Magnoliopsida; Malpighiales; Linaceae. The record is from the annotation of a GenBank genome assembly.